This is a messenger RNA of Phytophthora nicotianae INRA-310, 2698 nucleotides long. RefSeq lists its product as hypothetical. The transcript has a single exon. Gene Ontology annotation, molecular function: transmembrane transporter activity. The record is from RefSeq and is a predicted model, not a curated record. The coding region runs from base 87 to 1700 and encodes 537 amino acids. NCBI's taxonomy places the organism in Eukaryota, Oomycota, Peronosporomycetes, Peronosporales, Peronosporaceae. Gene Ontology annotation, biological process: transmembrane transport.
GACGUGUUCGGGCUGAAGUUUACGUCGUCGAGUGUCAAACGUUGCAGUCGAUGGCGUGAGGCCAUGGUACUCUACAUUUGGACACCAUGGGGGCAAUAACGCCGCCGACGGAGGUGAUUAACGAUGAAUCUGCUGCUAAAGCGAAGAAAUUACGCUCCGAAAACGCCGUGGUGGAUGAAGAUACAGCGGAUUCUGACCGUCGAGUGCGGUCGUGGUAUGCGCACAUGGUGUUGAUCCACUUGUCCGAGUUUGGAGCCGAAGCAGCGCGAGGUCUUGUGCUCCCUACAUUGUUUACGUACGUCCAGGAGCUUGGUGGAGGCCUGACGGAUAUCGGUCUGCUCACUGCGCUCUUCAGUGUUGGAAGAUUCUUCUCGUCGCUCUUGUUCGGAUGGCUUUGUGACCGCACGUCGUUUAAAGUGCUGUAUAAUGUGGCUGGAGGCUGCGCAGUGGUGGGGAACUUGCUGUACAUUCUGCCAUACAGUCCGUCAGUACACAGUAGGACGGUACUCGCGUUAAGUCGGUUUGUUAUUGGCUUUGGCGCCGGUAACCGAAGUGUCUGUCGAGCUAACAUCGCGAUGCUCACACGAGUGGAUCAGAGACUACAGUACUUUACACUGUUUGCAACGGUAGUUUUUCUAGCUUACGCGUUGACGCCAGGACUGGGGAGUAUCGUUGGAGACACACAAGUUAAGAUUGGAGGCGACGUGAUCCAGUUUAACCGCUUCACGGCUCCAGGUUUCCUGCUAGUUACUCUUAACUUGUUCACCAUCGUCUUCAACAACCUCAUCUAUGACGACUCAAUAUCGCGCGAUGACGCCCCAGACUCUCCAGUAAUUGUCAAAACUACAACAACUUCUUCACCGAGUAGUACGAAGCCAACGGACAAGACUCUAACUGUUAUCGUUCACGAUAGCGACGUUGAGAAGAAAGCCUCUCAAACUGUCCAAAGAGAAGUACAGUCUUCUAUUCUCUCCGAUCGUGCAGUGACAGUGGGGAUGCUGGUGUUUAUCUUCUUGAAUUUCAUCGCUCGUGGGAUCCUCUCAAUUUUCGAGACCGUAAACGUACCGCUCUUCCUGGAAAUGACGAACCGAAAUACUACAGCCGAACAGGACUCCGUUGAGGCGUCACAGGAUGCAUCAACGUUCUACCUAGUCGUUGGUCUGCUUGGAUUGUUUUCUUAUGGCUCCGUACAGAUACUACGCAAGAAAGUAUCCGACGUGAGUUAUUUGCUCUUUGGCUUCUCCAUGCUGCUCGUUGGCAACACAAUUCUGUUGACAUUAUGCACAGGCAUGCACGUGAACAACGAGCGAAGUGAUGACAUCGAUGAAGACCAUUCUCAGCUACAGUUCAACGUAUUUGUGGUAGCUGAAGUCUUCGUUUGGAGUGUCGGUUGUCCGUUAACUUCGGCUGUGGUGGUGUCUGCGUUCUCCAAAGUGCUCGGGUCACGACCUCAAGGUUUUCUAAUGGGAGUGUUUGGCGCUUCUGCGUCGGUAGCGCGAAUGGUUUUGCCGUUCUUGCCUAGUAUACUGGCAUCAUGGCCACUGCUUUUCCUCGUCAGUAUGGUACUUUGUGCGAUCUGUAUUCUCGUACUCUCAUUGUAUCUCGGAUUCAUAUCCAGACAAGGUGCUGAUAAAUCUACACGAACUUACGAUAGCGUUCAACUACACUCCGACGGACGGGAGCAAGUAACCGGAUCAUAAAUAACUUACAUAUUCUCGAUUUUAACGGCCGAGAUGGAGUUGAAAGUCACGCCGAUCUGUGGACGAGACUAUAGCGUCCUUGAUAAACACGGUACUGUCGUGAAGAAGGAUCUGUUCGGUGGGAAGGACUGCCGUUUGCCUUCAUAUCGGGGAAUCUGUUGGAAUCCCUUGACCCGAUGUCUGUUAGUGUGUGAUAUUGAGCAUUGUUGUGUCUAUUCAUACGCUGUAAGCUUCUGUGCAGAUGAAACUGGAGAGAUGACAAUGGUAUUCAACCAUAACAACCCUGCUAUGGCUAUUGGGAAUCAUGGGUCAUCGCCUGGUCAGUUUAAUCACCCCGUCGCGGUAGCUGUAAAUCUUCGUGGCGAAAUCGCAAUAGCUGACGGGAAGUUAAAUCGUGUCCAGAUAUUCUCCGGAAGUGGUGAGUUAGAGCACGGUUUCGGACGUCCAGGUUCUGCUCGAGGGGAAUUUAAAGGCAUCAGUGAUUUAAAGUUUACUCCUCGAGGUCAUGUAGCCAUUGUGGACUCUGGGAAUCACCGUAUUCAAGUUGUUAGUGCGACUGGAAACGUUGUGCAGGUGAUUGGUCGAUACGGGUGGAAAAUUGGACAGUUCAUCAACCCGUGUGCUCUAACCGUCAAUGGAAAAGGUGAAUAUUUCGUGUGUGAUGAAGGUAAUAAACGUAUCCAGCGACUGUCGGAUAGAGGACGGCCUUUAUUGGAGUGGGGCAGCCAUCGUGGACCCACCCCGGAACCUGAAACAAUAACAAUAACGGCUACGAAUGAUGAGCUUCGGCCGGUAAUUUACUCUGUAUUCGGCGCACCAUGUGACGUAGUUGUGGGACUUCAUGGAGAGAUCAUCGUUUGUGAUGCGGGAAGACGCGAACUUCUGGUGUUCUCGGACGCUGGGGUCUGUCUUCACGUUGUCAGUGCACCUCAUAUUUUUGAAAACAACAGUCCAGCCGCAAUCGCAAUUUGUUCUAGUAUGUUGGCGACAAUCGCUAC